Exophiala bonariae is the source of this 1833-nucleotide messenger RNA. RefSeq lists its product as uncharacterized. NCBI's taxonomy places the organism in Eukaryota, Fungi, Ascomycota, Eurotiomycetes, Chaetothyriales, Herpotrichiellaceae. The transcript has 3 exons. Bases 1 to 1833 code for a protein of 610 amino acids. The record is from RefSeq and is a predicted model, not a curated record.
AUGACUGCUCCUAAGGGACUAAAUCGCUAUUUCAAGCCCGCACCUAAAGACGACCCCAUACCAGAACCUCCCAAACGCGCUCCGUCACCACCUCACGACUAUAUACUAGCCGACAAUGGGUCGAUCGCGUUCCUCGUCAUGUUCAGAAGCCGUUUCAGCGACGCGUUUCCCAAGUCCUUACCACAUUAUGGCCCCCAAGAUAUUGAAAGAGGGGUUCAGGGUGAGCUACCGGACGAGCACGCUGAAAGACUCCUUUGCGCGUUGUUGGGAUUGGUACUGAACCGAAAAAAGGAUGUUGAGUUUGUGGCCCCCACCAAUACUUCCCAGCUGCGCGAAACAGUCGUUAACUUUUCUAUGUCAGACGCGGUCACCAUGGACGAGCACUCGAGGAUGCCAUCUCUUCAAACCAGCACCAGUGGCUGGCUGCGUGGCAAGGAACAAAUCCCAUACACGGUGUUGAAUCUACUCAAAGCCCUCGCCCUCUGGUCGUUGAAUCAGUCAGAAGUGGUGCAGGCUAUAAUCAAAGAAUCCUACAAGCAACCCCGCCGCGACGAUGACCGGAACCAACCUCGAAGCGUGCAGCCAUGGUUUUCAGACCAAUACCGUCGCAAAUACUGGCUUAUUGAGGGACUUGAGGACUCGCACUUCAGAAUAUACCGGGAGAAUGAUGGGAAGACAUCGAAAUCCAAUACCUGGUUCAGCAUUGCAGGCUCAAUACCUGAAGUAGUUGCGCUGGCGGACAAAUUUGGCGAGGAGCAUACUCAGACGUCCAAGGUCAUCAGCGACAAGCUGCGGUCAGCAAUUCCCAGGUUUGAAGCUGGAGAUGAGAAACGAAAGCGUCGCGACUACCGCCUAGCACGAAAGGCCGCCUUUUCACGACCCGAACCCGGAUUCUCACUCUACGAGGGGCGAACACGAGGCAAGAGAAUGAAAUACACGUUUUCGGAUGAGGAAGAUGGCUCGGACGAGAUGUCUAGCAGACGAUCAGCCAGAGACUCAGGAUUCUCUACACCGUUUGAAGCCGGCCCGACAGUCACCGCAAGUGGGAGACAAGUCAAGUCCAGACUGGGCGGUAUGUACGGCGAGAGCAUGUUGAUUGAUCAGCGCAAAGAGCUGGAGAAGAUUACAGGCGAGGGACACAUGACAGAAACAAGCGAAGACAUGCCGACAACAGCACCGACCGGAAGAGGGCACCGUCUGUCAAGGUCUGGCAGACCCGUCCGCCCCGCGCGAGAGCGCUUCAAUGAUGGAGCCGGGUCCGACAGCGACGAAGAUCAAUCCUCUGGCAAGGAAUGGAGCGGGAACGAGAACGAGCCAGACGAGUCGGAACCCGACUUUGACGGCGAGGACGAAGACGAAGAUGACGCGAUGAGCGAUGAGGGCUUGGACGCGGACGACAUCAUUGGCGGUGACGACGACAACACGCAGGAGUCCCUAGUCGUGCAGCUUAGGUAUCGCAAAGGCAAGGAGACGACUUCUUCCCCGGCAGGAAAACGACCAAUAACCCCGCAAGCAACCAACGGCACUCUCAAUUCGAUCAACAACGCGGCAUACAGACCCCUCGCCGCCAAAUCGACCCUACCUAUCCCUCAAUCCAGUCCACCCAUGGCAGAUACCAUCAACGUGACGCGUCGAGUCAGCUCGAAUGACCUCCAAGGGGCACAAUUGACAUCCGAGCAGAUCAAUGCACACAUCAACGCGAAUGGAAAUGGAGGCGGGAACCCCAAGGGCAGUGAAGUGGAGACUCGAAACGGCAUUCCAAGCCCGCAUCCAGGGGUCCAGCAGAUGGUCUCGACCGUCCAAGUCCCGCUGCAGGCGAUGGAUGUGUCGUGA